Molecule: messenger RNA, 2849 nt
Organism: Silurus meridionalis
Lineage: Eukaryota; Metazoa; Chordata; Actinopteri; Siluriformes; Siluridae
Gene: neil1
Product: nei-like DNA glycosylase 1
Exons: 9
Coding region: 964-2214 (416 amino acids)
Biological process (GO): base-excision repair
Cellular component (GO): nucleus
Molecular function (GO): zinc ion binding; DNA-(apurinic or apyrimidinic site) endonuclease activity; nucleic acid binding
Source: RefSeq, a predicted model, not a curated record
UAUUUAAAACAAAUGAUUUUAAUCAUGAUGUCAUUAAUCAAUAAAUUACUUUUACACAAUAACAUGACAUGCUGCUACAGGAAAGCCAUCAUCUUCAGAUAAAGUCAAUUGAGAUGCACCAUAUGUUAACUUUGUUGCCAGCUGUUGUAAAUUCUGCAUAUUAGUUUAUUCACACAUACAGCAACUCGAAAGUGGCAAAAUUUGAAACCAUGCAUGUAAAAUUUAGUACAAAAUGUCACAUUUGGCAGAAAGGAAAUGUCUAAAAUAUUUACACAAGUUACAACUCCUACUUCUACACCAAAGUAACAGACAUCUUUGUGCAGACGGAUAGGCGUAUGAAUGAGUGAAUAUCUGAAUUGUAUUGGCAACAGAAGGCGUGCGUAGAUGUAAUAGGUUCUUCCUGAGUUCAUCCCACAUUUUUCCAGCAAGUGAUCAUGAGAAUCGGGCUUAGAUCCUAUUCACAGGCCACACCAAAUACAAAGGGGAAAAACCGUGACUCAAAAAGUGUGUGUGUAAAAAUGCAAUAUCAAAUAAGUGCAAUAACACUGCUUGAUCAAACCAAGUUCUUGAUAACAAUCUUGUAAUGUCUUUGGGGUUCAUAUAUGUGUAAAUCUGGAUCAGUCUGUCCGGUGCCUCACUGUAUGCAACUGGGGACAUGUACAGGACCAGUAUGUUGUAGGCUUCUAAUGCUGAUUGCCACAGAAACUACAACUCCCAUCAAACCGCAGUUUCCUAUUCGUGAACAUGGCGGUGUUUCGAAAAACAACGAGAUUGAAUUGUCAGUAGACAAAACUUUUCUUUCGAUCAGCUGCACCGUCUAUCAAAUCUUCAAUCUUUAAAUACCGUUUCCGCAUUUACUGUAGGAAGUCGUUCAUAAAGCCAAGCACCACACAUCGUUUACUGUAAGUUUCGUGGCCUCUCUUGACCUAAACUAGUUUUGUCUGAAACAGCGUUUACGGCACAAUGCCCGAGGGUCCUGAGCUGCACCUGGCCAGUGUGUUUGUGAACACAGCAUGUGCAGGUGUGAUCUUCACCGGCGCUGUGGAGAAGUCAGAGGUGAGCAAACAAGCCCAGGUGCCGUUCACCAGCGAUGCGUAUCAAAUCAGCGCCACGUCCAGAGGAAAAGAAGUGCGACUCUCUCUCACUCCUAUCAAGGUUGAGUCACGGAAAGGCAAAUCAGCACCGGACCAGGCGCCUAUGGAUGUCGUCUUCCGCUUUGGGAUGUCAGGCAGAUUCUGCUUCACGGCGAAAUCAGAGCUCCCAAAACAUGCCCACCUGCGAUUUUACACCAAAGAGAAUCCUCAGAGAGUGUUGAGCUUCGUUGAUCCCCGCAGGUUUGGCAGCUGGCGGGCGAAUGAAAGCUGGCAUAAAGAGCGAGGCCCAUGCGUGAUAUCUGAGUACCAGAGCUUCAGGGAGAAGGUUUUGUCCAAUUUGGCAGACAAGGCAUUCGACAAGCCAGUCUGCGAGGCUCUCUUAAAUCAGAAAUACUUCAACGGGAUUGGCAACUACCUCCGAGCAGAGAUUCUGUACAGAUUAAAGAUUCCUCCCUUUGUGAAGGCAAGGAAUGUGUUGGAGGGACUCAAACCACAACAUGAAGAUCCCAUGAACAUUAAAGAGGAGCCAAGCAAAGUCGUGGCAGAGGAAGCUGUUGUGGAUAAGAAGAAAAUUGAGCACCCAGACCUCAUCUCUCUGUGUCAUACUGUUCCACUUGAAGUGGUUAAUUUGGGUGGAAACGGUUAUGACCCACAGAAAGGAGAUUACACAAAAUUAAUUUCCUGGCUACAGUGUUAUUCCACUGAUGGGAUGAAUUCAUUAACAGACCACAAUGGAAGAACUGUUUGGUUUGAUGGUGACCCUGGUCCAAUGGCCCCUAAAGCCUCCAGGUUUUCCAGGGCAAAGAGAACAAUAAAGAAAGAUGUCUAUACAGAUACAAAGAAGGAAAAACUUGUAAAAAAGGAACCAGGGGCUGGAAAAAUUGGGCAGGAUGUGCCUAAGAAACAGAGUGGCACCAGACGAAAGAAUGCCAGCACACCUGGAUUAAAAGCAGAAGCAGCUGAGGACAGCAAAAGACCAAAAGCAGACCAAAGAAAAAGCAGUUCAAAAGGUGUACAGCAACCUAAAAAUAAGAAAGCAAAAAGACCAAGUAUACGGAAAGCCAACACUAAGGCAAAGGCUACCAGCAAACCUCGUAGAAAGAGCAGUAGGAAUGCCUAAGAGCAGCUUGUAAAAACUGCCUCCGUGUUGGAUCAAGAGGCAGACAAUAUGUAUGUACAUACUAAGUCAUUAAAGGGCAGUUAAUAAACAAAUCGAACACAUCUGUAACACAUUAGUUAUGGAAUGUGAUAUGUUUGGGAUCUAAAAUAACCAUUUUACAUUUAACACAUUUAUGAAAAUUAUUUUUUUUUUAUUAUUUGUCUUGACAUGACUGAAUGUUCAUAGUUGUUCUAUGAUGCAUAAACUGAAAAUCCCUGAAACAUUUUAGGACGUUACAGGAGAAGUAAGGAAUAUAUGUGCCUUAAAAAACAUAUAAUCAACACACAAUAUAUUUGUAUAAUAUCACCAGUAAGACAAUUUUGCUUUGAGCAAUGUACUUUUAAAACAGCUUUGGUUUAGACCCAUUAGAUCAGUUAGAAUUACUUACAAUGCUACAGCAUGCAAAGACAUUAUAUUGACAUACAAUUCUAUGACAUUCUACAAAUUCUCCAAAUCUGUUGCAAAAGUGCGUCAAAGAAACACAAAUAAGUGAUGGUUGGGUGUCCAUAUACUUUUGGUUAUUUUAUAUUUAGGUAUUUGGUGGAACACCUGCUUUAUAGUGUGUAAACUGUAAUAAAAUAUAUACUUUAAAAAAA